Vitis vinifera (wine grape) is the source of this 720-nucleotide messenger RNA. RefSeq names its product large ribosomal subunit protein mL43. The coding region runs from base 132 to 491 and encodes 119 amino acids. The transcript has 4 exons. Gene Ontology annotation, cellular component: mitochondrial large ribosomal subunit. The record is from RefSeq and is a predicted model, not a curated record. Lineage: Eukaryota; Viridiplantae; Streptophyta; Magnoliopsida; Vitales; Vitaceae. Gene Ontology annotation, molecular function: structural constituent of ribosome. Gene Ontology annotation, biological process: mitochondrial translation.
UACCGUGUAAUUUCACAUCUAACAUAAAACCAUGCUUCAUCUUCUUCUUUCAACUGCAACCGCGACAGCAAAAACCUAAUCUAAACCCCCUCUCAUCUUCAGCUUUCCUUGGCAUCGAUUUUGAAGGUAAAAUGGCAUUGAGAGGCGUGUGGCAGCUUCAAAAGCUGAUUGUUAGCUAUUCCGAUUGGGGUGGAAGCAGCAGAGGUAUCAGGGCAUUUAUGGAGUCCCAUCUGCCAGCAUUUAAAGAGAGCAAUCCUCAGCUAGAGGUGGUUACUGAACUCAUUCGUGGUCAGCACCCACACCUGAAGGGCUUUUACAAGAACAAGAACGAGCGGGUGAUAUGUGUGAAGAAUAUGACCCCAGAAGAUGUACUCCACCAUGCAACCAGGCUACGAAAUGCGUUGGGAAGAAAGGUGCUGAAGCUGAAGACGAGGCAUGUCACCAAACACCCAAGUGUUCAAGGUACAUGGACAACUGCCAUGAGAAUUUGAGGUGCAAGAGAAAUGAUAUAAGGAGCUUGUUUUGGCAAAAUAUCCCUAAAUUGAGCAAAGCUCCAUACACUUCUCUACUCGGAUAUGCACUUCUUUACUCUUUUUUGGGAGGUAAAAAAAGAAAGGGGCAAUGGUCUGUAGGAAAAUCCAACUGCCAUUUUGGUAUGAAGUAUAAACAUGCUGAGCGACCUUGCUAGUCAUGGUUAAUGUAAAAUCUGAGUUUUGUUUA